Molecule: messenger RNA, 2951 nt
Organism: Chlamydomonas reinhardtii
Lineage: Eukaryota; Viridiplantae; Chlorophyta; Chlorophyceae; Chlamydomonadales; Chlamydomonadaceae
Exons: 17
Coding region: 161-2635 (824 amino acids)
Cellular component (GO): cytoplasm
Source: RefSeq, a predicted model, not a curated record
CCGGAGACGCCUAAGAUAAUUACUUCACAUCAUACACCUCUCCACAUGCUUACAUUGUCGUGUCGUUGAGCUGUGCCUCAGAAGGGUAGUUCAGCGGUCGUUCGAAGCGUAGAGACCUGCCUUUCACAAACCUUGAGUGAUCUGGGCAUCAUAAGCAGCUAUGGAUAGUAUAGAGCAGCUUCUACAACGCGGACAGCAGGCGCAGGGCGGUGGAGUAUCGCAGGCGCCGCUGAGCGCGACCGAAGCGGAACACAUCAUUAACCAACUUCAGCCGCUGGGCAUUGAGGACGUUGGGAGCAACAAGUGGCACCAGCAGCAUGAGUGGAUCGAGCGGCUGAACCUCCAGGCCCAUUACAACGCCCAGACCAACAGCGAUGAGUUUGUGGUGGAGCUGCUGGUGUCGCUGGACAAGCUGCAGGUCCUGGUGCACGACCUGCUGGUGAUGGAGGCGUGGAAGGAGCACGUGUACCCGCUGCUGGCGGGCCACCUGGCCGAGCACGUGGACAGCGUGAGCGCCUACGUGCUGCUGUACCACGAGGUGGCGGUGGCCAACCUGCUGCAGGUGUGUCUGUACCACUCUCACGCCGCCGAGUCGCUGUCAGAGGACUUCGGGCUGGAGGUGGCGGACUGGUGCUACCGCCGCCUGACACGGCUAGUGGCGGAGGGACACAGGCUGGCGGAGCACAGGGAGCGCACGGCGGAGCAGAUGCUCGCUAUGACCAAGCUGGAGGAGCAGGAGGAGAAGCGGCGGGAGACGGAGUGGGGCGUGCUCAUGUGCGGGCUCAACAUCACGCGCUACGUGACGGACGCACUGCCGCGCAUGCCGCUGGGCGCGCUCACCCGCGCCGUGUCCGUGAACGACACGCUGAUGGCGCUGCUGCCGCUGCUGGACCGCCCGCCCUGGGUGCGCACCCGGCAGCCGCUGGACCCCAAGACAGGCGCCAAGGGGCGGCCUGUGCUGGAGAAGUGGGUGGGCAACCGGUGGGCGGUGGUGCCGCCGGCGGACCGGCUGAAGAUCACGCAGACAGACGGACAGGUGUGGCUGGCGGUGACCAACCUGCUUGUGGAGCCUCGCUGCCGCGCCCGGUACGCGCUGGACGAGUACCGGCGCGAGCGGCUGCUGGGGCUGAAGCGACACCUCAACGAGCUCAUGUUCGACCAGCUGCCGGUGCUCAAGGACCUGCAGCGCAGCCUGGACGAGCUGGCCCUGGGCGCCACGCCCGACCAGGCCGGCAGUGGCCGCGCCGCCGCCCUCAUCCUGGAGGCGGUGCCGGUGGUGCGUGAGGCGCUGCUGCGGGGCAAGAACUGGCGGCAGGUGGCGGACGCGGCUGUGAAGCAGCACUUCAGCGGGGAGGCGGCCAGGCGCAUGGCGAGGGAGCGCAUGGAGGCCAUGCUCAAACACCUUGACUUCAUGUGUGAGAUGGAGCCGGCGGCGCCCGAGGCGGCCUCAUCGGUGGCGGCGGCGGCAAACGGCGGCGGCGGCGGCGGCGGGGCGGCGCCCCCGCCGGUCAAGGUCUGCACCUGGCGCAAGGUGCACGACAGCGGCGGCGGCGUGUUUGAGUCCUGGUACGACUUCGCCAUGGCCCUGGACGACUCCCGCCCGCCCGAGCCUGUGGAGGUGGCGGCGCCCGCCGGCAGUAGCGGCAGUAGCAGUAGUAGCGGCAGUAGCAAGACGGCGCCAGUGGCGGUGCAGGGGCUGCGCUACCGGCUGAAGCCGCUGGAGCUGGACGACACGCGGCCGCUGCCGGCCAACGGCAAGGCCAGUGUGCGCUGGGGCGACCUGGCUGCGGAGGCGCUGCUGUCGCUGCCGGAGCUGCCCACGCGCGACAGCGGCGAGGGCGCGGCGGUGCUGUGGGUGACGGUGGGGCUGCUGGCGGUGGACGGGCUGGCGCUGCAGGUGAAACUCAAGAAGGCGCCCAAGCCAAAGGAGCGCGACCGGGUGGCAGGUGUGUGGUACGCCUACCACCCAGUGGCCGGAGCCCUCACGGUGCUACAGGACUUCGCGCCGGGCGCCGCCGCCGCCGGGGCCGCCGCCGCUGGGGCCGGCACCGCAGCGGCACCCAAGCCGGCGCCAGGGGCCGGCAGUAGCAGCAGCGGCGGCGGGGCGGGCGGCAAGGCAGGGGCGGCGGCGGCGGCGCCAGCCGCCGCCGCCGCCAAGCCCCUGGUGCAGGUGCUGCAGGAGCCGGCGGGCAAGGCAGCCCCCGCACCCAAGGCGGCGGCUGCGCUGUCCGCCACCGCCGCCACGGCCUCUAGCUCCGCCGCCGCCGCGCCAUCUGCAGGACCGGCGGCGGCGCCCGCCAAGACGUCCCCGGCGGCGGCGCCCGCGGCAAAGCCUUCGCCCGCAGCACCAGCACCAGCGCCAGCAGCGCCCAAGAUCACUGAGCUCACAUCACCGGUCCCGCCGCCGCAGGCGCCGCAGCCGGCAGUGCCGGCGGCGCCGCAAGCGGCCACUGCCACUGCCACUGCCGCCAGCACCAGCAGUAGCAGCAGUAGGACCCCCGCACCGGUGUCCAUCCCAGACGCGGCCGGCAUGGGCUCCCAGCAGCAGCAUGAAGAACCGCCGCUGUCGCCGCUGGCGGGUGAUGACGUGGAUGAUGAUGACGAGGACAGCCCUGGCCUGGACGACCCAGAGUAGCGGGAGUAGCAGGAGGCAGGAGCAGCGUUGGGCGGAGCGGCGUUGGGCGGAGCGGGAGGAAGCGGAGGACGAGAGUGGAGUGAAGCGGAGUGGAGCUUUGCCUGCAAGUAUGUGUGAGGGCGGGUUGGAGGUAGGGUGAGAAUGGUUGGAGGAAUGUGUGGGAAGGGCUCGCAAGAUGGAGGCAAUUGAGCGGAGCGGCGCGCGUAUAUAGCGUGCGUGUUUGGCGAGCUAGUGGGCUGGCUAUGGAGAGGGCCGGCCAGGGCAAGGGCAAGGGCACUUUUGGCGGGAAACGCGGUCCGUCCAUGCGAACCCUGUG